Micropterus salmoides (largemouth bass) is the source of this 3966-nucleotide messenger RNA. Its product is annotated as septin-7-like. The transcript has 14 exons. The coding region runs from base 298 to 1599 and encodes 433 amino acids. Gene Ontology annotation, molecular function: GTPase activity; molecular adaptor activity; GTP binding. Gene Ontology annotation, cellular component: septin ring; septin complex; cell division site. Lineage: Eukaryota; Metazoa; Chordata; Actinopteri; Centrarchiformes; Centrarchidae. The record is from RefSeq and is a predicted model, not a curated record. Gene Ontology annotation, biological process: cilium assembly; cytoskeleton-dependent cytokinesis.
CUGCAGUGCUGCGGAUCCGCACGUAGCGCUGCCUGGGAAAAACGGCCGUUGGAGCGUUUUCCCUCACGGUGCUAGAGCUACAUUUGCUAGUAGUACCCGUCAGCGGCCAUAUGUAAUUUAACCUCAUUCAUUCAUUUUCAGACGCAUUUUGCUUGUUUUUAUUUACACAAACGGUUGGUUUUUAGGGUGGAAAGCUGCGUGUUUGUGUCCGCUCCGUUAUUCUUUUGGACGUUUAUCAGUUUAUGCCUCGGUGACUGUCCGUUGCAGGCUGGGUGGUGACAGCACAGUAACGUUACAAUGAUCGAGCGACCAGAGACUGCGGUUCCCAGCAUCGCUCAGCGGAACCUGGAGGGCUAUGUGGGCUUCGCUAAUCUUCCCAACCAGGUGUAUCGGAAGUCAGUCAAAAGAGGGUUUGAGUUUACGUUAAUGGUUGUAGGUGAAUCUGGUCUCGGGAAAUCGACGCUUAUCAACUCUCUGUUCCUGACUGACCUGUACUCCAAGGACUACCCUGGGCCCUCCCUGCGCAUCAAGAAGACUGUGCAGGUGGAGCAGUCCAAAGUGCUGAUUAAGGAAGGAGGGGUUCAACUGACACUCACCAUUGUCGAUACACCAGGGUUUGGAGAUGCAGUGGACAACAGCAACUGUUGGCAGCCAGUCAUAAAUUACAUUGACAGUAAGUGCGAGGACUUCCUCAAUGCAGAGUCGAGGGUGAACCGCAGAUCCAUGCCAGACAACAGAGUCCACUGCUGCCUAUACUUCAUUGCGCCCUCUGGACACGGUCUGAAGCCGCUGGACAUCGAGUUCAUGAAGAGACUCCAUGACAAGGUCAACGUCAUCCCUCUUAUUGCAAAAGCCGACACUCUGACCCCAGAGGAGUGCCAGCUUUUUAAAAAACAGAUUAUGAAAGAGAUACAGGAGCACAAAAUCAAAAUUUAUGAAUUCCCAGACACGGAGGACGACGAGGACAACAAGCUCAUCCGAAAGAUCAAGGAGAAGAUGCCACUGGCAGUAGUCGGCAGCAACGUGGUAAUCGAGGUGAACGGCAAGAAGGUCAGAGGUCGCCAGUACCCGUGGGGCGUGGCAGAAGAGGGCAUUUUUGUGGAGAAUGGGGAACACUGCGACUUCACUGUGCUGCGCAACAUGCUGAUCAGGACCCAUAUGCAGGAUCUAAAGGAUGUCACCAACAAUGUCCACUAUGAGAAUUACCGCAGUAAGAAGCUUGCUGCCGUCACCUGUAAUGGAGUGGACACUUCCAAAACCAAGGGACAGCUCACUAAGAGUCCCCUGGCACAGAUGGAGGAGGAGCGCAGAGAACACGUCAUGAAAAUGAAAAAGAUGGAGGCCGAAAUGGAGCAAGUCUUCGAAAUGAAGGUUAAGGAGAAGAAGCAGAAACUGAAGGACUCGGAGGCGGAGCUGGAGCGACGCCACGAACAGAUGAAAAGGAACCUGGAGGCGCAAUAUAAAGAGUUGGAGGAGAAAAGACGAGUGUUUGAGGAUGAGAAGGCCAACUGGGAGGCUCAGCAGAGAAUCCUCGAGCAGCAGAAACUGGACGCCUCCAAGACGAUGGAAAAGAACAAGAAGAAAGGAAAAAUCUUCUGAAGAGAGACACGCGACAUGUUCCUUCAGUUUUACACAAACUAAUUGUUUCUUCAUCCCUUGAGAACACAAAUAAACAGAUAUAGCAUUCCACAACAUCCAUCUGUGUUACAUGUAAACAUGCACCACAUGUGACAUGGACACACACACAAACAUCAACACAUGCAAAUGCCCACGCAGCCCACGUGCUAGUCUCUCUGCAGGGUUUCACUCCGUCUGUUGAAACCUUUUCUUUUCAUGGGGAAUGCAUGUUUUUGUGAAAUUAUAUUUUCCUAUAUUUCCUGACAAUGAGGGGAAGGCCGAGUCCCUCUGAGCUACAGUACGGAGUUAACACAUGGCAGGGACCAUGCAUAGCCAUUUAGUACACAUGUAGUAGUUGUAUGUUCUCUAGAUAUUCCAUAGAUCUGCAGAUAGACGUACUAUCCCUCUCCUCGACACUCUUUCUUUUAUUGUUCUCAAAAGUGUAACACAGAUGGAUACGCAUUAUGAUACUCAGUCAUAAAGACCUCAUUGAGGGUGUUAGGAGACGGGAACGUGUAUGUGAGUGAAGGUAACUGAAUCGGGAUUCAGCUGAGGAGAGAGGAGUCAGGAGGGAUCGAGGCCCGGUCACAGCAGAAAGUGGCACAGCAAAAUUAAUCAGUUAGUCUUAGCGAAACAUGUGGAGCUAACCGCUAGUGCUAUUUAAUCACAGCAGCUUUUUGAACUUCUUUCCAUUUUCUCAGUCCUGAGUUUACUCCACGUUUCAUUUCUGGGAUUGUACAUCAUUUCAUUCAGUACAGUUACAGAAGGUGGAAAACAACUCUGAGAAGGAGCUCGCUAAGUGUUAGUUUGCAAAUCCGUUAGCUCAUUCUUUUGAAUAAGACAAUCAGGUCACUAACAACACAUACUUUCUGUAAGCAAACAUGUCCAUUUCAAAAAAACAGAUUUGUAAAGUCGACUCCUUCCCCGUAACUGUUUACAAACCAUUCCUCUUUUAUUUUAUACUCUGACCGAGAAGGUUAAAUAGGAGUGCAUGGUGCAACACAGCUAAUGAGAACGAAAUGCCCUCCCAACCCAAUACACCACUUUGAAUGUUGAUGUGGCCGGGCCUUUAACCAGGAUUUACAGGGCAGUGGCAGGUGUGGUGUGUUUGUGUGUGUGCGUGAGUGUGAGCAGGUGGUGUUUUAUGAAAUGCUGCGUUUGACGUCAUAGAUACUGUCUGAUCUGAGGCAGACAGACAGACGAGGGGGGAGAAGAUACUUGUGUGGAACAGUGUGUUUUCCUGUUUAAAUAGGAAGAUAUUAUGCAAAAGCCUCAUUGGUGUCUACAACUUUACAGGUGACAGUGAUUCCAGAUGUUUUAUAUUGUGAUGUAAGUGAUGGAUGUUGUCAUUGGUCUGAACCCCAAUGUCCAGCUUUUUGGGAGAUUUUCCCACCAAAGGGGCAGAGAUUUUCCUUUGACCUUCCUUUCUCCCCGGACCCUCCACUUCACCUAAUUAUACAUAAAUAAAUGCUUCCACACACAACAAGACAUUACUCCUCUGCUAUUCUCUCAAACAGAAUAUUUUGAGUGCAGGACUUUCAAUUCAAUUUAGAGUUAGAAAGAAGUGAGCUGUGACACAUUCAAAACUUUAAUAUACCUUUCCAAGAGUUAUCAUGUUUUAUUUUCGUAUGAUGAUGAUGAUAUUAAUAAUAGUAUAUGUAAGGUUGAAGAACAAUUCCUUAAAUCCCUUGUAGUUUUCUUAAAUGACUCGUAGGUUAAUCUGUUAUUUCAAGUAUAGUUUUUCAGACUGCCUGCAAACAUAAAUGCUAAAGGUACACAUCGUACCUUCAGCACAGAAAAUCUUACGUAUGGAUUUGUUCAUGAUGGAAAUUGAUAUAUUGUGUACAUACUGGAGGCUGCUCAGUGGCCUUUUUUUUUUUUUCUUGGGUUAAUUUGUUUUUGUUUGUUUUGUUGUUGUUUUUUCAGACUAUUAAUUGCCAGGAUUAACAACAGAACGGGACCUGUUAUGUAAAACCUGUCUUAAGAACCAUGAAUACAUUUCCAUACAUUUAUACACACACAUACUGUAUACAUCUAUGCCAAUGAGUACACCUUCUCAGGACCGCUCUGUUAUGAUAUUUUUUCUCCUUAUGCGCAGAGAAAAGCAGUUCUGUGGUCCGACAAGUUAAAAGAAGGGACUGAUUUUUCUUUGAAAUGCUUGUGAACCACUCACCUUCCAGUAACAACAAGUUGACAUUGACUUAAGUUUAGGUGGAUUUUUUUGUAAUAUUUUCUUCUUUUUUUUAUAUGUACACUGUUUUCUGCUUCUCUCCUUUGUUUUAUUGUGUUCUCUCUCUAACUGUACAUGGUUAAUAUUAAAGUUGACAAAGUUAUGGUUUAACUCCCAAA